Messenger RNA from Durio zibethinus, 615 nucleotides. Its product is annotated as nodulin-related protein 1-like. The record is from RefSeq and is a predicted model, not a curated record. Lineage: Eukaryota; Viridiplantae; Streptophyta; Magnoliopsida; Malvales; Malvaceae. Gene Ontology annotation, biological process: regulation of abscisic acid biosynthetic process; response to heat.
UAUAGUCUAUCCUCAAGUCACAACUCACAAGCAUCUAUAAAUCCACUUGGAAGACGAGAUAUUACCACAUCUUCUGUAUCUCAGUUGGUAGCUACAGUUUUUCCUAGAGUUCUCCAUACUAACAAUGGCUUCAGAGAAAGACCCCAAGCCAACCUCCUCCGAACUAUUCUCUAGUGCUAAGUUGGUGGCCGAGGCGGCUAAAUCCACUUUCAACAAUGAAAGCGACAAGGUUGACAAGGGGAAGGUUGCUGGUGCAGCUGCUGAUCUUUUAGGUGCUGCCCAAGACUAUGGCAAGCUGGAUAAGGAGAAGGGUGUUGGCCAAUAUGUUGGAAAGGCAGAGAAUUACCUGCACCAAUACGAGAAUACUUCCGUAGGCCAACCAACCUCUGCCAAAGCUGAGGCACAACCAGAGUCACAUGCAAGCGGUGGUGGUGUUGGGGAUUACUUGAAGAUGGCUCAAGGGUUCUUGGGCAAAUAAAACUGAUUAAUCUUGUACUACUUAAGCUUUUAUGUUGGUUUAAUUUUUCUUUCUCCUAUGCGUGGUCUAUGGCUUAACGCAAAUCUGUAUCGUAUGCGGCAAUAAAUCACUAAUUUAAUAUUCAGAAUUCUGCUAAA